Molecule: messenger RNA, 218 nt
Organism: Chinchilla lanigera (long-tailed chinchilla)
Lineage: Eukaryota; Metazoa; Chordata; Mammalia; Rodentia; Chinchillidae
Product: interleukin-3 receptor subunit alpha-like
Source: RefSeq, a predicted model, not a curated record
CCGGUGCACGGCCGCUGGUUCCAGCUCCCCAACCCCGGCACCUACACGGCGCAGAUCAGGGCCAAGGUCAGGGCCAAGCGCUGGACGGCGUGGAGCCCGCCGCAGACCUUCGCGUGUGACCCCGACGAGAGCUCGCACACGCGCGCGUGGCGGACCGCGGUGCUGGCGGCCCUGGGGGCGCUGCUGCUUGUGCUGGCGGUGGUCGUGGUCUGCAGAAG